AUGCCGAUCAUGGAAGAGCCUCGCAGAAAGAUUACUUUAACCCCUGUGAACUCUGCGAAGCCGUACAGAUAUGAGGAUGUGCAGCGUUUGACAGAGCAAGACAAGUCAUGGUUCGAAAGAUUCGCAGCUUUCGGUAACUUGUACGAGAUUCAUGACCGGGUGAGGAUUUUGGCAAGUGCCCGACCAAUAUUACAAACCGGUAUCGAGGAGUACGUAGACGUGCGAGUAAGCCGCCCAGCAUACCAAACUCUCGAGACCAUGGCUGCAUACGAAGGUUAUUUCGACACAUCGCAGAACUGUCCCGAUGUGAAAAGGUUGUUACAUGAAAUGGGCACAAACAAAGAUAAGUUCUGGAGUCGAUCAAGUCUAGGCAAAACGUUGACACUGUCAUCUCACUGCAUGGAAGAACAUGCAAAACUGAAGGAACAGUUGAAAGUUCUAAAUGAACAGUGCAUGCAGCUCAAGCAAAGACAAAGACAGCAUGAUAAAGAAGUGAAGGAGUUGAACGCGGCAAUCAAGAAACUGACAUCCAAAACCUCACUGGCCAAGUUUACCCGGAUACCUGGCUCGAAAGAAUCUGAGAUUAAAUUUGACAGUGCGGCUACGCUCACGAAUGAGCAAUUGAACAAAUUGGUGGAGGAGAUCAAACCAUACUUUGACCAGUUCAAGACGACUGCACAAGAUAUCUUGAAUAUUCAGGAAGGUUGCGAGGAGACAAGGGAUGAAUUGUUUUUCUGUGCACUGGCAUACAUGACAUAUACACGGCCCAAAGGGGUGAACGACUACAGCAUCACUUAA
This is a messenger RNA of Guillardia theta CCMP2712, 798 nucleotides long. RefSeq lists its product as hypothetical. The coding region runs from base 1 to 798 and encodes 265 amino acids. The transcript is spliced from 3 exons. The record is from RefSeq and is a predicted model, not a curated record. NCBI's taxonomy places the organism in Eukaryota, Cryptophyceae, Pyrenomonadales, Geminigeraceae.